This is a messenger RNA of Carassius auratus (goldfish), 3533 nucleotides long. Its product is annotated as zinc finger protein 709-like. NCBI's taxonomy places the organism in Eukaryota, Metazoa, Chordata, Actinopteri, Cypriniformes, Cyprinidae. Gene Ontology annotation, molecular function: DNA-binding transcription factor activity, RNA polymerase II-specific; RNA polymerase II cis-regulatory region sequence-specific DNA binding. The record is from RefSeq and is a predicted model, not a curated record. Bases 62 to 3121 code for a protein of 1019 amino acids. Gene Ontology annotation, biological process: regulation of transcription by RNA polymerase II. The transcript is spliced from 8 exons.
GGCGCUGUGACGAUCUUAGCUCAACUGUAAAAGCGCUGCAGAAAGAAAGACGGUUGGUGGCAUGAUGUUGAUCAUGAAAGCGCAGGUGGAUGUGGUCUGCUGUAAAUCAGUAGGAACUGAUCUGUCCAUGCUGGAUAUUGAGGAUUUCAUCACAGAAAUCUGUCAGCUGAAGAAAGAGGUGGCUUCACUGGAGGCAAAGCUGAGAGAAAGAGGAGACAAACUGAACAGAGAGGAUGUGGAGCAGGUUUGGGUGCGUGAGACUGAUGGGACAGAAGCUCAGGAUUCAGUCUGGAGUGUCAGAGAUCAGAGAUCCAGAGACACACAGGACUCAGAGCUCAGCCUCACUUUACUCUGUUAUACUGACGCUCAGGAUCAUGAAUCCACUGAUCAAACCUCUGACUGUAACGCUGGAGAACAGCAGAUGCUGCAGACGCCGCUGAAGAUGUGCUCCGUCAAACUGGUGGACUGCAGGAACCUGAUCGAGAGCAGAGGAGAAGAAACCACCGCAGAGAAACAACAACAACACACUGAUGAGGAAGAGGAGGAGGAGGAGAAUAAUGAUGAGGAUGAGGAUGAUGAUGACGACAGUGGUGAUGAAGAAGAUGAAGAUUUCAUCCCUCCAGAUGAUAAAGGCUGUUUAUCUUCUGAUGGAGAGACAGACUUAACAUCAAAAGAGCAGCUGACGGUCAAGAGUUUCUCCUGCAGCACCUGUGGAAAAAUACUCAGUUCAGAGGGCCAUUUAAAGAGACACGAGAGAACACACACAGAACAGAAAAGCUUUAGAUGUAGGAGAUGCAACAUCAGCUUUCCUACCGCAGAAGAGAGGAGAAUUCAUUCAAAAGAGCACAGCGGAAAGGAGGAGUUUCACUGUGAACAGUGCGGGAAAGAUUUCAGCACCAAAGCAAAUCUUGUUGUUCAUAAGCGAAUCCACACGGGAGAAAGACCAUACAAGUGUCCUCACUGCGGGAGAAGAUUCAAUUACGGAUCUCAUCUGAAGAAACAUAUACGUUUCCACACUAAUGAGAGACCGUAUCAGUGCAGUGAAUGUGGGAAAACCUUUACAAACUCAAGCUCUUUAAAGUCACACCAGAGAAUCCAUUCUGAUGAGAAACCGUAUCAGUGCAAACACUGCGACAGACGAUUCCGUCAGAUUGCUAAUCUGAAUUGUCAUGAGAGGACACACACCGGAGAGAAACCAUAUCUGUGCUCCUACUGCGGGAAGAGUUUUUCAAAUCCAUCUCAUUUUAUAUUUCAUAAGCGAGUCCACACCGGAGAAAAACCAUAUCACUGCAGCAUCUGUGGGAAGAGUUUCGGUAAACAUAGUACAUUUAGAAACCACAAGAGGACUCAUACUGGAGAAAGACCGUUCAAAUGCUCACAGUGUGAAAAGACGUUUGCUCGAUCAGACGUCCUUAAGGUCCAUCAGCGAGUUCAUACAGGAGAGAAACCUUACUCCUGCUCCAUCUGCAGCGAGAGAUUUGCUUAUUUAGGUAGUUUUCAGACCCACCAGAACAAACACGCUAAAGAACAAACUGCUCCAGAAUCAUCAGAUUCUAUGUUGAGCAUGAAAGCGCAGGUGGAUGUGCUCUGCUGUAAAUCAGUAGGAACUGAUCUGUCCAUGCUGGAUAUUGAGGAUUUCAUCACAGAAAUCUGUCAGCUGAAGAAAGAGGUGGCUUCACUGGAGGCAAAGCUGAGAGAAAGAGGAGACAAACUGAACAGAGAGGAUGUGGAGCAGGUUUGGGUGCGUGAGACUGAUGGGACAGAAGCUCAGGAUUCAGUCUGGAGCGUCAGAGAUCAGAGAUCCAGAGACACACAGGACUCAGAGCUCAGCCUCACUUUACUCUGUUAUACUGACGCUCAGGAUCAUGAAUCCACUGAUCAAACCUCUGACUGUAACGCUGGAGAACAGCAGAUGCUGCAGACGCCGCUGAAGAUGUGCUCCGUCAAACUGGUGGACUGCAGGAACCUGAUCGAGAGCAGAGGAGAAGAAAUCACCGCAGAGAAACAACAACAACACACUGAUGAGGAAGAGGAGGAGGAGGAGGAGGAGGAGGAGGAGGAGGAGGAGGAGAAUAAUGGGGAGGAUGAUGAUGAUUUCAUUCCUCCAGAUGAUAAAGGCUGUUCAUCUUCUGAUGGAGAGACAGACUUAACAUCAAAAGAGCAGCUGACGGUCAAGAGUUUCUCCUGCAGCACCUGUGGAAAAACACUGAGUUCAGAGAGUCAUUUAAAGAGACACGAGAGAAAACACACAGAACAGAAAAGCUUUAGAUGUAGGAGAUGCAAAAUCAGCUUUCCUACCGCAGAAGAGAGGAGAAUUCAUUCAAAAGAGCACAGCAGGAAGAAGGAGUUUCACUGCGAACAGUGCGGGAAGGUUUUUUUCAAUCAUUCUAGACUAAAAGUUCACUUAAAUACUCACGGUGAAAAGUCGUUCCACUGCAGUGAAUGUAACAAGUAUUUCAGCACCAAAGCAAAUCUUGUUGUUCAUAAGCGAAUCCACACGGGAGAAAGACCAUACAAGUGUCCUCACUGCGAGAGAAGAUUCAAUUACGGAUCUCAUCUGAAGACACAUAUACGUUUCCACACUAAUGAGAGACCGUAUCAGUGCAGUGAAUGUGGGAAAGCCUUCACUGACUCAAGCUCUCUAAAGUCACACCAGAGAAUCCAUUCUAAUGAGAAACCGUAUCAGUGCCAACACUGCGACAAACGAUUCAGUCAAAGUUCUAAUAUGAAGAGUCAUGAGAGGAUUCACACCGGAGAGAAACCAUAUCUGUGCGCCCACUGCGGGAAGAGCUUUUCUGAUCCACGUUCUUUUAUAUUUCAUAAGCGAGUCCACACCGGAGAAAAACCGUAUCACUGCAGCAUCUGUGGAAAAAGUUUCAGUAAACAUAAUAUAUUUCAAAACCACAAGAGGACUCAUACUGGAGAAAGACCGUUCAAAUGCUCACAGUGUGAAAAGGCGUUUGCUCGAUCAGACGUCCUUAAGGUCCAUCAGCGAGUUCAUACAGGAGAGAAACCUUACUCCUGCUCCAUCUGCAGCGAGAGAUUUGCUUAUUUAGGUAGUUUUCAGACCCACCAGAACAAACACGCUAAAGAACAAACUGCUCCAGAAUCAUCAGAAUGACUUUCAUCAGUCAAUCUGGGAAAGAAAUCUUGUUUGGCUCGUCCUGAAAGUGUUCAUUGAGUUCUUACUGCCAGUAGGUGGCAGUGAACUUUUUAAUGUGGUGGACUGAUCCAAGUGCUGUAUAUAAUGUCAUGUUUGACUGAGUAGAUCAAUGAUUUUCUGUUAAACAAGACAGAACUAUUAAAAAUCAUCAUCAAAAAAACAAACAAAAAAAACACAGAAGUAGCUGGAUUACAGUGGGGUAAAAAAGUAUUUAGUUCAGCCGCCAAUUGUGCAAGUUCUCCCACUUAAAGGUCCCGUUUUUAGUUUUUUUUUAAAGCUUUAAUUGUGUUUACAGUGUGCAAUAUAACAUGUGUUCAUUAAACUGAUCAUUAAUCAUCGGCAUUAAACUGAUUGAGAUUGAGGAAGCUGU